Messenger RNA from Panonychus citri (citrus red mite), 5140 nucleotides. RefSeq lists its product as uncharacterized. The record is from RefSeq and is a predicted model, not a curated record. The transcript is spliced from 3 exons. NCBI's taxonomy places the organism in Eukaryota, Metazoa, Arthropoda, Arachnida, Trombidiformes, Tetranychidae. The coding region runs from base 2367 to 3986 and encodes 539 amino acids.
AUAUCCACUCGUAUGUCCAUUGAUUGAGACACUUCAAGUCUAAGGGAGCAAGUUUCGAGGAAGCUAUUUAAGCUCAAAUCAGUUUAGAUUAAACCAUUAGUUUUGAUUAUCAUCAGUGAUCAUUUGAAUAACUGAUUUACUUUGUUAAUUAAAGUUGGUAAAGUUUUUCUCUGUGUUUAAAUCAAGUCUCAAUUUUGACCAUGGCAAAAGUUUUCAAUCCAACCUUUAUCCUCGCAGUGAUUGUUUUGCUUGCAACGAUGAACUUUGGUUACUUUGUAUCAGCUGAUUGUUGGUGGACUGGGUGUCAGAGAAGUGACUGGGCAAUCAAAGGAUGUGGUCAAUAUAACCGAAUAGAAAGAGCUAGCACUGACUGCGAUGGUGGUAGAAAAUAUCAAUGUUGCUCGAAAUAGAUUCUCGGUGGAUGAACUUCUCAUGAAAUGUUCAUUGGCUCUGCGUAAAUUUCAAUGAGAAAUUUCAUUUGAUGUCUUUCAGUCAAUACCUUUUUCUUUAUGCUAUCGAUGUAAAAUUCAUGUUGUUAUGAAUACAUGUUAAUCUAAGAUAUGUUUCUGUUUACAUUGAUUUUUUCUUAAUAAAUUCUAACAUAGUCUUUAUCGUGAAAAUCAUAUUGAUCUGAACUUAAAUUUCGAUGCAAUUGUAAAGCUUUCGAGCAUAGAAAAUGAUACAAAUAUCAUCUUUCAUCGAGGAUGUUGAAUGGGAAUUUUUCUGAUUAGCUGAUCAUCCGGUUAUGUAUAUUACAAUUGGAUGAAUAUUGAUUCUGAUUGGGGUCAACUCACAACCCAACAGAUUUGAUUGUUAUUUUGGUUAAUAGUAAUGAGAUUACUGUGAGUUUAUCUAAGGCUAAUCCUUAGAAAAUAGUUAUUAAUAUCAUAUAAUACAUGGUGUGGUGAAAAAAUCAAUCAACUAAAUUUAUGUAUCCCAUGUCCUCAUGUGCUACAAUUAAUCAGUCGGGUAUCUUGAUUGUUGGAUUAUAUUACAUUAUGUCAACUACAUGAUCACUGGAAACAAUCAAAUGAUUGCUUUUCAAAUGUAUUGUUAUAUGCUAAUCAAAUCAAAAGUUCACAAUUUAUUCUGAACAAUCAUAUGUACAUUUCUGUUUUCCCAUGAAUCAAAUCAUUGUAACAAUAAUUACUCAACAAUAUUCAUUGUUAUCAAAUUCAAUGAAAUAUCAACACAAAUUUAUCCUUGAAAAAAAAGUGACAAAAAAAGAUGAAAAUGAUAAAUAACAUAAAUCAAAUCACGAAUCAGAAUCGAGUUUUUUUUUCAACAAAAUGUAAAAAACGAUCUAGUGAUAAUUUCUCACUCGUUCUCUCGUCAUCAUGUUUAUCCCUUCUCAUAGCAUUUAUCAGUUGAGAAACUCGCAUCCACUCAGUUACUAUCAGAAUUUAUCAUCCUGAUUCUCUCUGGGAGUGAGAAGAUGAUUCUGUGAUUCCUCUGAAAAUGAUAACAAUGAAGAUGGAAAUGAUGAUAUCGAUCGAAGGAGAGAAAUAGAAAUAGAGAGAGAGAGAUUGAUAAAAAUAUUCUGUAAGUGAAUAAAACUUACAGAAGAUAAAUAUUCUUUCAGAUUUCGCUGUUCUCUCUCUCUCGUUUAUCAAUCUCAUUCCCAUCUUCCAAACGAGAUGAUGAUCGUCCCAGAGAGAAACUAAUAAAACAAAAUAUCGUCCGUUGAACAUACAGAUAGAGGGAUAGAUUGAACAAAGAUGAAAACAAUUGUAUCGAGAAACUUUAACCUUGUUAUUACAUUAAUCGUGGAAGAGGAUUGAGAUAAUGUGAUUAAAAUAUUGUUACGAUGUUUUCAUCAAACAAUAAUAAUAUCAAUUACUUUCAUCCAGUUCUAUCGUUAAGUGAAAAUCUCAGAUUAUCAUCAUUGUCAUCUGAAGGAAGAAGACAUUAUCUCAAUGAAUAAGGUGAGUCCUCUCUCUCUCUACUCUUUUUAUCAUCUAUAUCUUGAUCUCAAACAUUAUUAUCAUUUGUGUUCAGUGCUCUGUGAAUAAGGAACCAGAUUAUCAAUCCAUCAAUUUUAAUUAUAUUUAAUCAUCAUUAUCUACCCGAUGAUCUUGUAUAACGAUAACUCAAUAGAUUACGAGUUAGAUCACAAUCAGGUGACUCGUUGCAUCUAAUUGAUUGGAUUUGAGUGGAAAUCAUAUCACUGAUUAAGAGUUUGAUUAGAUUGUUUUGUUUUGUUUGUUGAUUUGAUAGAUUUUAUUUUCUCUGUGUUUUAUUAUUUACCCUUUGGGUUAUCAUUACACGUUAAAGUGAUAUUGAAUAACCUUCUCGGACUGUCAACAACCUGGGACCACAGUCACGAUGAGCUCAAAAGUGGACAGUGUCCAUCAUCACAGGAAAAAAUGUCUAAGUACAUUGAAAACAAUUUACAAUUUAAAAAUAAUCAAAACAGCAACAAAAGUUUUAGUCAAAAAUCAACAGAAAAGGAUAAGAAAAGGUCAAUUUCAACAACAUCAUGUUCAUCAUCAACACCAACCACUUCUCCAUGUUCAACCUGCUCAUCAGCCUCAUCUUGCUCAUUAUCAUCAGCAAAUGUAUCAAGUGAUAAAAGGAAAAUCAAGUCAACAAUUAAAGAUAAUACAACCCAGGGUUGUCCCUACUUCAUACCAAUUAUCAAUCAUAAUCCAAUCUCUGUCAGCUCAUCCGUUGAACCUUAUCCUGAACCAUUCAAACAAAUUCAGCUCACCCCAUGUGAUGAAUUAUCAACUCAUGAUACAAAUACACUUGAUAUCAGUUCUGGUCAUUUUGUUGACGGUCAAGUUUUAUUAUCAAAAACUACACAUGCUGAGGUUCAUUCUGAGCCUUCAUCAUCAAAAUCAUUGAAAAAAAGUUCUAAAACCAAAUCAUCUUCAUCUUCAUCAACGGCACCAUCAUCAUUAACCAUUGAAUCAGUUGCACCCUCACGGCCAAUUGUUGUUGAUUCUUUACCAAAUUUUUCACCUCUAAAUAAAAAUACUUACAAUUUAAAUAGUAAAAACAAAGGAGAAUCAAAAAUGACUAUUUACAGUAUUUUAUCAAAAUCUAAUCAAGAUCAACCGAAACCCGAUAAAACCAUGAUGAACGGCUCAUUACCCAAUGGAUUAACUAGAAACCCAUUUCCUUUGCUGGAGAAAAAUCAACAAUCAAGAGGAACCAAAAAAUUGCAAACUGAUUUAUCUGAGAUUAGAUUAAAUAUGGAAACAAUUAAAGAAACUGAUCAACUAACAAUCAAAGAUAAUCAACUUAAAGAUGAGAUUAUCAAUGAGAAUAUUGAUAAAUGCAAAUUAAAUACUGAUGCAAAUGAAAAUAAUAUUAAUACAAGUAACUCAACAAAAGUAAAUUGUUCAAGCAAUUCAGUGAUCAAUGAUGACGAUAAAAAAAUUAACCAUGACAAUCAAAGUGAUGGAAUUAAGAAUUUACUGAAAAAAGUUUCAUCCGACAAGAAAAUUGCAUUGGAACGACGAUUAUCAGGAUCAUCUCCAUGUCCGGAUACACCAGAAUCCAAUGAAUCCUCAGUGCCGAGUCCUGGCUGGGCGACCAAGAUACUCAAUCCCGAAUCAAGGUCACAGAAUAUGAAUACUCAACGUCCGAAACUUAAUAACUCGCAAAGAUAUUCGUCUGUAUCUUCAUCUCGAGCUCCAAGUAUGAUCUCAGGCUAUUCAGUGUAUGAUGUUCAAAUUCCUCAUGAAAAGUUAACUGAUCUGCGGAAAAUUUUACAUCCAGAAGUAGAAAAGAGAGAUCUGGAAACCGUUUUCAAAGCUCACUGGGAAACUUUCAUGGACUGUCGAUGCUUCGAGUGUACAUUUAACAACGCGGCGAAAAUUAUAACCGUUGUAGUUUUGGCAAUAACUUUUUCUCGUCACCAGAGCCUUGACCAACAUCUUACGAAGAUGAUCAAAGUCAUUUACAGUCAAAUCAAAUUGAGUUGGUUGUUUCUUCAAAAUGAAUUGGAACUUUUUGAAAAUGAUUUGGUUAGACCUUGAGGCAAAUGGAUUAACUCCUCAACCCUUUCAAAAAGAAUUGGAAAUCUUCACAAUAAAAUGGAAUUUUUUCACAAUGAAUUGGAAUUUUGACCUAUUCUUAAGUUUGAUGAGUUUCAAUUCAAUUCAUUUAUUCAGUGGCAGUACGGUGUCUUCAUCUGUUAAUAAAAAUGAUAGAAUUUCUGAUUGUAUCUCUGACGAUGAUUGCCAAAACUACCAGAAAAACAUGAGAAAAUAUUUAGUAAAAAGUUUAUUAAGACAAUCCAUUGAAAAUUAACCCGUAGAAGACCAAUUCAUUUUGCAGAAAUUUACUCUGAAUUUGCAAAAAUCCAAUUCUUUUUGAAAAAGAUUAUCUUAAUCUUUUUAACGAAUGAGGAUUAUCCAUUUCAUUUUGAAAAAGUUCCAAUUGAUCUUAAGGAAACAACCAACUCAAGUUGAUUUGACUGUAAUGACCAGUAAAUAUGAGAAACCAGAAAUAAACAUAAUAACAAUGGAUCAUUUGUCUUAUUUUUUGUAGUUAUUUACUAUGUUCCUCAACAAUCAUCAUCAAUACUAAAGAAAAUAUUAUCAAUUCAUAAUAGGAUCACAAGAAUCAUCAAUCUGUUCAGUUUCCUAGCGACAAAGGUACAAAAUGUAUUCAUUUAACUAAUCAGGUAAUAAAACUUUUAUUGUUAAUUUGAUCAAUUUUCAUCACUAUCGUCAUCAUUGAACUGAGAAAAGUCUGUAGCAAAAUUUACUCUGUUUACAUGAAUUUGGAACAAUAAAACAAAGUUAGAAAGUUUCACCAACUUUGAUUAAUUUUAUCAAUAGGUUAUCAUAAUCACGCGAUAGAUGAGUAUUAUUGGCUGGUCUGUCUCUUCAAAGUCUCGGUAUUUGCUUCGUACAGAUCAAAAAGUUCGUGAAUUAAUGAAUUAAUGAAUCAUCAGCACCAUAAAUUUCAUUUCUGAUUAUGUUUCUCUUAAAAACACUUUUGAAGUAUUUAAAGGUCACUGAAAUUCGCGAAUACUCUUACCCCAAACCAAUUCUCAUAAAUUAUCUGCAUCUAUGCAUUCUGAUCAAAAUUAGGUGAAUACACCCAACUUAGAUGCUUCGUUAUAACCUCAAUUGAAUAGAUCAAGUGAUGAAUAAACUUCCGCAUUAGUUUAAAAGGUGAACGG